Messenger RNA from Nezara viridula (southern green stink bug), 501 nucleotides. NCBI's taxonomy places the organism in Eukaryota, Metazoa, Arthropoda, Insecta, Hemiptera, Pentatomidae. The record is from the annotation of a GenBank genome assembly.
AUGAAUUCACGCCUCCUCAACCAGGAUCAUCUACGCCUGUCUCUGGCAGCUACCAUCAACUUCCUGAUGCCGUGCAUUGUUCACGCGUCAUUUGCCACACCAUCAGACCAUCAAAGAUAUGGUCUAGCAGGUUCUCUAUCAGCAGCUUCCUUGGGAUCUCCUCGCCUUCGCUUCGGGCUACUCGGAGCCUGCUAUGCCGAGUUCGGGGUGAGGGUGCCGAAGACGACGGGUUCCGCCUACAUGUACUCCUACGUGACAGUUGGUGAGGGAGUGGCCUUCAUCAUCGGGUGGAACAUGGUCCUCGAGUACCUCAUCGGUACCGCGGCCUGCGCCAGUGCGCUUUCCGCCUGCUUCAACACCAUAGCUGGGGACCUCAAUUAUCUCCAAUUGCUAUAUUCAUUGAUCCUGAAGGAAGAACAAACUAAUCAUCUAGAAUAUAUCUCUUUAAUAAUUAGAGAAAAGUUCCGGUUCAUUUUCUCUCCAUUACUAAGGACUGUUUGA